GCCUCGCCCGCACCAUGCUGAGCUACAGCGUAGACGCGCUCUUCGGGGCCAGCCCGCUCCGCAAGGAGAGCGCCCGGAGCGGCUCCCGCUCGCUGGCCUCCAGCGGCUUCCACUCGCAGUCCUGGUCCCGCGGCUCCACCGCCGCCUCCCCGCUCCGGCGCGGCGCGGGCGGCUACAGCCAGCUGGGCUCGUCGGCCGAGAGCCUGGAGUCGCUGAACGGCGAGCUGCGCGCCCGCUCCGAGAAGGAGGUGCUGCAGGCGCUCAACGAGCGCUUCGCCGGCUACAUCGACAAGGUGCGGCAGCUGGAGGGGCGCAACCGGCAGCUGGAGGGCGAGGCGGCGGCGCUGCGGCAGCAGCAGGCCGGGCGCUCGGCGCUGGGCGAGCUCUACGAGCGGGAGAUCGGUGAGAUGCGGGGCGCCGUGGUGCGGCUGGGCAGCGAGAAGGGGCAGCUGCAGCUGGAGCUGGAGCGGCUGGAGGAGGACAUCCAGCACCUCCGGCAGCGGCUGGACGACGAGGCCCGGCAGCGGGAGGAGACCGAGGCGGCCGCCCGGGCCCUGGGCCGCUACACGGAGGAGUCGAGCCUGGCCAAGGGCGAGCUGGAGAAGAAGGCGCAGGCGCUGCAGGACGAGGCGCUCUUCCUCCGCCGCACGCACGAGGACGAGGUGAGCGACCUGCUGCUGCAGAUCCAGGGCAGCCAGGCCUCGCUCGAGUUCCGCGACACCGCCAAGCCCGACGUCACCUCGGCCCUCAAGGAGAUCCGAGCCCAGCUGGAGGGGCACGCGGUGCAGAACUCGCUGCAGUCCGAGGAGUGGUUCCGAGUGAGGCUGGACAAGUUGUCAGAAGCUGCCAAGGUGAACACGGAUGCAAUCCGCUCUGCUCAGGAGGAGAUUUCGGAAUACCGCCGGCAGCUCCAGUCCAAGGUCACCGAAUUUGAAGCCCUCAAGGGGACCAAGGAAUCCUUAGAAAGGCAGAGAGCGGACAUAGAAGACCGUCAUCAUGCUAAUGUCUUGUCCUAUCAGGAAACCAUCCAGCAGCUGGACAACGAGCUGAGGAACACCAAGUGGGAGAUGGCAGCCCAGCUCCGCGAGUACCAGGACCUGCUGAAUGUCAAGAUGGCCCUGGAUAUAGAAAUUGCUGCUUACAGAAAGCUGUUGGAAGGAGAGGAAUGUCGCAUCGGGUUUGGACUCGGACCUUUCCCCUUCCCCGAGACACCCCCUAAACUCCCCAGCAUUUCCACCCACGUAAAGGUGAAACGUGAGGAGAAAGUCAAAGUGGUGGAGAAGCCUGAUAAGGAAACUGUGAUUGUGGAGAAGCGGACAGAGGAAAUCCAGGUGACUGAAGAGGUAACGGAGGAAGAGGAGGCCGAGAAGAAAGAGGAAGCUGGAGAGGAGGGUGAGGAAGAAGCUGAGGCAAAGGAGAAAGAGAAGGAAGAACCCAAGGAAGAAGUGGAAGGUGAAGAAGAAAAGCCCAAGUCCCCAGAAAAGGAGGAGGCAAAGUCUCCAAAGAAGGCCAGGUCCCCAACCAAGGAGGAAGCCAAAUCCCCAGAAGCCAAAUCUCCAGAGAAGCCUGCAUCCCCCACCAAGGAGGAAGCCAAAUCCCCAGAAGCCAAGUCUCCAGAGAAGCCUGCAUCCCCCACCAAGGAGGAAGCCAAAUCCCCAGAAGCCAAAUCUCCAGAGAAGCCUGCAUCCCCCACCAAGGAGGAAGCCAAGUCCCCAGAAGCCAAGUCACCAGAGAAGGUCAAGCCUCCUGUGAAGGGCGAGGCCAAGCCUCCAGAGAAAGAAGCCACCCCCCAAAAAGAAUUGGUCAAAUCACCCCAGAAAGAAACCAAGGUGCCUGUAAAAGAAGAGACGCCGAAAGAGAAAGAGGAGAAAGCCCCAGCCAAACCUAAAGUGGAGGAGAAGGAAGACAGCAAGAAAGAGGAGGGGCCGAAAAAGGAAAUCCCAGCCAAGGAGAUUCACAAACCUGAGCCUAAGGUAGAAGAGAAGAAAGAGGAGGAGAAGCCCAAAGAAGAUGACAAGAAAAAAGCUGCUGAGCCUGAGCCCCCUGCCCCCGAGGAGAAGAAAAAGGAAGCUGUAAAGGCUGAAGAGAAAGAGAAGGAGCCUGCCAAACCAGCACCAAAACCCAAAGAAGAGAAGAUGGAGGAGAAAGCUGCAAAGCAGAAGCCUGAGCCUAAACCUCAGGAAAAGGAAGCCAAGGCCAAGGAGCCCAGCAAACCAGCAGAGAAGGAGCCUGAGAAACCAAAGGCUGAAGAAAAGAAGGAAGAACCUAAAAAGGAGAAGGCUGAGCCCAAAACGGAUCAAGAGGAGAAACCCAAAGCUGAAGCUAAACCCAAAGAAGAGUCAGAGGCUGCCAAGACAGAACCCAGCAAAGACACCAAGGAGACCCCCAAGGCAGAAGCACCCAAAGACGCGCCAAAGGCUACCAAGCCCAAGGCAGAGAAAGUGGAGAAGUCCUCCAGCACAGACCCAAAAGAGGGCAAACCCACAGGGAAAGCUGCUGCUGCCGAUGACAAAGGUGAAAAGAACGAGAAGUGAAGAGCGGAGGCUGGGACGUGCGAGGAGAUGGGCCACCAAAGAGAACUCGGAGGCUCUCCCUGCCAGGUGGUCAGUUAUAUUUUUGUUUUCACAAGGGGAGAUUUUGCUUAGAUGGUGGGUGCCCUCCUGCCUCUGAGCUGGAGCUCACGUUAGCAAUAUGUUUAUGUGCAAGAAAUCAAAACCCAGUACCCGAGCCUCCACCAAUGUUGUUAUGUUAUGAUAGCUUCAAUAGCAGAAUGUGAUACAUGCAGAAUGCCACAUUUAAACACUUGAAUUAUAAAAAAACCCUGCCCCUUUUCCAAAUAAGUGCAUUUAUUUACUAUAUGUGCAAUAGAUGGACAAAUGCAAUAAAGAAUGUAACAGUUAGAGCUCUGUUACACUGCGGAGAAGUACAAUAAGGUAGGAAACUCAGAGUUGUCAAUGCCUUUUCAUUUUACAAAUGGAAAUUAUUGAAAUCCUCCUUUUGUAGAUGGCACUAUCUGUGGUUGACUUAAAGGGAAGCAGGAUAGACACUAACUGCAUGCAUCCGACGAAGUGGGUAUUCACCCAUGAAAGCUCAUGCUCCAAUACGUCUGUUAGUCUAUAAGGUGCCACAGGAUUCUUUGCUGCUUUUACAGAUCCAGACUAACACGGCUACCCCUCUGAUACUAGUUGCAGAAACACACAAAGAAAUAAGAAGUGCACUAUACAAACUCAAGUCCACUUUCAAUUGCUUCUGUGCAAUAAGAAAUAAAAUGCUU
Gopherus flavomarginatus (Mexican gopher tortoise) is the source of this 3274-nucleotide messenger RNA. It is a transcript of the gene NEFH, whose product is annotated as neurofilament heavy chain. Gene Ontology annotation, biological process: axon development. The transcript is spliced from 4 exons. The record is from RefSeq and is a predicted model, not a curated record. Gene Ontology annotation, molecular function: structural constituent of postsynaptic intermediate filament cytoskeleton. The coding region runs from base 15 to 2534 and encodes 839 amino acids. Gene Ontology annotation, cellular component: neurofilament; axon. NCBI's taxonomy places the organism in Eukaryota, Metazoa, Chordata, Testudines, Testudinidae.